Molecule: messenger RNA, 3786 nt
Organism: Wyeomyia smithii (pitcher-plant mosquito)
Lineage: Eukaryota; Metazoa; Arthropoda; Insecta; Diptera; Culicidae
Gene: SmydA-8
Product: SET domain-containing protein SmydA-8
Exons: 3
Coding region: 1102-2658 (518 amino acids)
Molecular function (GO): protein binding
Source: RefSeq, a predicted model, not a curated record
UGCUGCUUGUCGUGCGUGCACGGUGUCUUAUUUUUUCACCUUCCGCCGUUCCGUUCCGAUGCGUGAUUUCGAUUGAGGUAACGAAAAAAACCAGUUCCAGCUUUGCAUUGACCUUGCGGUUGCUGUAAAUUACCUUCACUUGCUUGGUUCACUUGGAUUUCAACAACAAUCAGCAUCAGUCAGCAGCAGCACCAGCAUCAGUAGUGAACAAGUGGUGCGUAUCGCCGUCGUCGACAUCAGCAGCUGGAGGAGAAUGUGAUUUUUUGUUUUCGAGGUCAAGGAAAUGUCGUCGCACGUCAACCGUAGUAGUAGCAAAUCUAGCAUCAGCGCCAGCAGCAUCCGCGAUUGCAGCAAACAUCUGUCCGUGUACUGCCAGCUCAAUCAGAGUAGGCGGAUGAAAAUAGUGCUAACUUGGUGCCAGUUUUCAGCAGUGACAGUGACAAGUGACGUUGCGGUGUUGUGAAAAAUUCCAAUUUCUGGAUAGUUGAAAACCGCGGAUUUGCCACCCAAGUACCAGCUGCGGCACUCGAAAAAAACGGAGUUAUUUUUUCUUCCUUCCAACAACUUGUUUACAAGCAGAAAUACGAUGUUGCCUGUUGAAGGAAGCAGGUUCUAGGUUUUCCUUACCAGAAGAGCAUGUGCUGACUAGAGCUGGUGCUCCUGCGCGGGUUUUGCCCCCGUUCCCCGUCCUUUCCAUUUUUUUUUUGUAUUUCUGUACGUGUGUACCCCCGUGACAGACGUAAAAUCAUAUCGCGUGCGGCAUUUCGGACCAGCACAAAAAAAGUAAAACAAGCAGCAGCAAGUGAAGCAAAAGAACCGAAAAGCUAGACACAGCACGGCACGGUCGAGUCACACACAUCUCUCAGUACGGUGACAGACAUGAAAUCGGACAGACGGCCCCCGGCUGCGCGGAUCACCAGCGGGAACGGAGAAACGGAAACUGACCACACCGCGGUUCGCGAAGCUAGUGAAGGUAAAAGUGAGAUGAUUUUUGGCCCUGUUCCGACCGUUCUUCCUAUCGUCCGUCAUUCCAAUUGUCGAUCGAAACCACAACGGCAGUCUAUCAGCUGAGCUCAACGGUUUAGGACUCUAGUAACAACGAUGGCAGCCUCCGAUGGGCAAUCCACUCAGCCCCCCAAUGGUAAUAAUCCAAUGCUGGCCGACGAAGAAAGUGAUACUAUUAGUGAGAGUGUAGCUUUAGAGAACCUUGCGAGGUUCAAAACCGACUUAGUGGAAUUCUUGGGCGAGCUGUAUUGCCCGGAUCAACCGUGGGAUGUGGUUAUGUUCGAGGGAUACGGUCGGGGUUUGGUGGCGACACGUGAUAUCUCGACCGAUGAGUUGAUCUUCUUGGAUCGACCAAUCCUGCUUGGUCCACGGGUCAACAAUUACGAUGUGAUAUUCUGUGCCAGCUGUUGUAGAAUACAGAAAAAGUUGACCAUUUGUAGCGGAGGCUGCCGUCUGCCAAUUUGCGCGGAUUGCGACCCGAGUGCGGCUGCCGAAACUCGCCACACCAAAGAAUGCAAAAUAAUCAACUCCUGGCAGCCGAAAGACCCCAGACGCUACUGCAAAUCCAUCCUCUACGCCAUGACACCUAUCCGAGCGCUUCUGCUGAAUGACCGCGAUCGUGCGAUCGUUCUCGGCAUGGAAGGUCAUCAACCGCGGAAAGACAUGGUCACCGAAAUCGAGUGGCUUUUGAAGAAGAACGUUUUCGAAAAUCUUCCGGUGGAUGGUUCCCAGGUCGAGUUUCUUCGGCAGGUGGUGAACGUUCUGAACACGAAUGCUUUCGAAACCAGCUGUAUUGUUCCGGAUCAGGAAAACAAUGAUCACGAAAUCUUCCAGCGUGGGUUGUAUAUACUGGGAGCUUUGAUGAACCAUCGCUGUCUGCCGAACACGCGGUACGUGUUCGAUGAACGCUUGGUAAUGCGUUGCUAUGCCUCGAAACCGAUCCGCCAGGGAGAGCAAAUCUUUAACAACUAUUCGCGGACAUUGUGGGGCACCCAGCAUCGAAUUAUUCAGCUCUGCUUCUCGAAGCACUUCCUGUGUGGCUGCCGACGCUGUCGCGAUCCGACGGAGCUCGGAACCUAUUUGGGUGCGUUGAAGUGUGUUCGCGAGCGAUGCGCCGAAGGUCGAAUGCUUCCGUUGAACCCGCUGAAGGUGGCCUCCGUGUGGCAGUGCGAUGCCUGCGGGUCGAAAAUGGACAACGUGAGGAUUACCAAAAUCCAGGAAAUUGCCGGCCGAGUUGUGCUGAAUAAUGUCGUCAAGAAGGAGCCGGAUUAUAUCGUGCAAUAUCUGAAGGAACAAGCGGUUCGAUUUCUGCUGCCGUGCAAUCAGUUUACGGUGGAGCUGAAGCUUCAAGCGAUCCGGAAGAUUCAACAGGAUGUCAGCAUGGAGCUGCUGGUGGAGAAGGAGAACUUCUGUGGCGAAAUUUUAGCCAUCCUAGCUAAGCUGGACUACGGCGAGUGCUACGUGAAGGGAGUGCUCUGCUACGAACUGUUCAAAGUGAGGAUGGUGCUUGCAGGGCUACGAGAUGAGCGACAGUCUUUCCCGGAUCAUGCGGCCCUGGCGCAUUUGCGGACUGCUUGGACAAUCCUAGGUUUCAGUGGCAAUCGGCCACGCGAUUUGGACCAACUAGCGCAGUGUUACGGUUGCAAAAUAUGACAGCCAGCGGCUAAUCGAUUGCAUUGAAUUCUAUAGCAAACGAAACAGCAAACAAAAACACUAAUUCGACUGACGGUUGUGCUUCCGUCGUAGUAGGCUACGACUUUUAUUUUGGUGAUGUGAAUUGAGACACUAACAAAAUGGUUGUUAAGAAAAACACCAUCCCAGCAUACGACACCACAAAAAAAUGAUAAAAGCACCGAUCACACAAUCAUUCGCACGCGAGAAAGCCCCACUCAAGCGCACUCUGGCAAAUAUGGACAGCCGAUCGAACACUAAAGGGGGCUUAUCGCACAAAUCCAAUCGAGAAUCGAAUAUAUAUCACGUUUGCAUUUAGGACAAUUUUGCCAUUCGGCGCAAGUUUAGCUUUACAAAGCUGGAAGGCUUGGAGGAAGAACGUCGUACCGCUUCGGUACGUUGACUACUUUUACAUCGUUUGUUCUAAACCGUUGUGAUUCUCUAGUACAGGUUUCCUAUAUAUCUAUAAAUAUUGACAGUAGUAAGAGAAAAAAAAAUCAUCGCAAAAACUAUUUAACUCAACCCUCAUCGACGCACAAAGACUGGCACUUUAUUGCACAACAUUUGCUAUUGUUACAUAUUUUUACACCUUCUCACUUUUACUUCGUUGAUAUUUUGUUCAAGUUUCGAAAAUUCUGUUUAACUCUAACUUUAACGAAAAUUCAAAUUUCCACAACAGUAAUUGAACACAUAUGAAAACAAGGAAUUUGACAAAGAAAACGAAAAACUGCUCGAGCGAAUCGAGCGUCAUCCUAAAAUCUGAUCGAGAAAUAGAUAUUUUUAACCUCGAUAGAGCGUGGAACAAAAAAAAACACGAAAAAUCCCCUUAAAAUAAUAAUGAAUUCCCUACUUACUCGUCUGCCUUCUCUGCCUAGUCAAAUUCCCAAAAAAUAACAAUAUUGCUUCAGUAGAAACCGAAGAAAGAUAGUCAGUCCGGGAAGAAUGAAAACAGAAAACUCACGAAAGAGAAAACGCUGGUGGAGUUUUCUCCCCUAUUUUCUUAAUACACCAUAUAAUCCAAUAUCGAAAAAAAAAUCUCACUACGUUUUGGCUCAAUUUUCGUAAUAGUAGAAUAAAACCAUCGAUAAAAGAGGUUGAACAGAAACUAAA